Entrophospora sp. SA101 is the source of this 642-nucleotide messenger RNA. NCBI's taxonomy places the organism in Eukaryota, Fungi, Glomeromycota, Glomeromycetes, Entrophosporales, Entrophosporaceae. The record is from the annotation of a GenBank genome assembly.
AUGGUCAAUGAUGUUAAAAAUAACUUCCGGAAUGCACGCUCAUCAGCAAAACAUUAUCCUUGUGGACACAAGUUAGGUCCUGGAAAAGUUUUAACAACAUAUACUACUAAUCAAGGCGUAACCGUUCAAUGGGAAAUUACAGAACCUUUGGGAGGUACUUGUUUUGUCGAUUUGUCAACAACCGGAAAAGAUACUGAUUUUAAACCCAUUAGUACCAUUGAUAAUUGUGCAGAUAAAGUUGGUGAAAACUUUCAAGCCGAUGUAAAACUUCCUGAAAAUACUUCUUGCGAGCGUUGUACGCUUCCUGCUGAUGGUCGUAUGAUAUUGCCAGAAAUCCGAAAUAACUUCCGGAAUGCAAGCUUACCGGCAAAACAUUACCCUUGUGGAAACGAUAAUGGUCCUGGAAAAGUUUUAACAACAUAUACUACCAAUCAAACCAUAAAGGUUCAAUGGGGCAUUGAGAAUCCUUUGGAUGGUUCUUGUUUUGUCGAUUUGUCAACAACUAGAAAAGAUGGUGCCUUUAAAACCAUUAGAACCAUUCCUAAUUGUGCAGAUAAAAUCGGUGAAAAUUUUCAAGCCGAUGUACAAUUUCCUAAAAAUACUACUUGCCGAUAUUUCUAUCUUACCGACCAACAAAAAUGA